Solenopsis invicta (red fire ant) is the source of this 2834-nucleotide messenger RNA. RefSeq lists its product as uncharacterized. NCBI's taxonomy places the organism in Eukaryota, Metazoa, Arthropoda, Insecta, Hymenoptera, Formicidae. The record is from RefSeq and is a predicted model, not a curated record. Bases 1702 to 2658 code for a protein of 318 amino acids. The transcript is spliced from 10 exons.
UUUCUUAUUAUUAUAUAUUGUACAUUACAACAUUAAUAAUUAUAAAAAUAUAGUUCCCAAUCAUAAUUAUUUUAAAUAGAAGAUGAGCCAAGACGUAUUAGUAAUUAUGUGAUAACAUUGAUUUAUUUUCAAGAACUCCCGCUAAACAUGAAACCUUCAGGGAACGUUACGUUUUCGCUCUAAUUUAGCAAAUUUGUAACGUUUUGUAUGUAUAGGUUAAAUAACAGAUUUUAUAUACGUUUAAAAGUAACGUUCUAUUUGUGUUAGUCCAUGGAACGUGUCAAAAACAUUACAUUUUUACCUUAAAUGUGACCCUUUGGAACGUUACAAAAGAAACAUUUUGUGACAUGACAGUAACGUUUUAUAUAAAAUGUUUUUUUUAUAACUUUAAAAACAUUGCCUCAACGUUACACGUACAAUAUUUCUGAAACAUUCAGUUUGCUACGUUUCUUCAAUGUUUUCUUUGAAACGUUAACUUUUACACAUUCAAAAACGCCGCAACAACGUAGCAAAUGCGACAUUUCUGAAACGUUAAUUUGCGACGUAAUGUAAAGGUUUUGUUUGAAACAUUAAUUUUAAAACAUCUUACACCCCGCGUUAAUGUGCAUCAUCUGCAUGCGUUUAAGGACACGAUAAUGCUGCAAAUAAUGCUUUGAAGCAUUGAUUGGUCAAUUUGUAAAAUUCUUUACUCUGAUUGGUUAAUCAUAUGCUUCCAAAUUAUUUGUAGCAAGACUUUGACCGCACUCUAUAGCAGUGCAUGCAGCAUCAUCUUUUGCAUGAGAGAAUUAAUAUACAAAAAUGAUAUUGUUUAAAUAAACGCGCUUUGUAGCGAGUCUGCAUGGCUGCGUUCAGAAUGAACGUCUAAGUGCACCCAGACAUCAUUUUAUCUUGUUUAACAUUCGAUAAACAACAAAGAUAAAACAUCUGUGCGCACCUGCAAUGGACGUUUAUUCUGAACGCACUCCAUGGGACACGGUGUGAAGGCGCUUAAGGAGCGCUCGACCAGCGGGGGUCACGCGGCUAACGACACGGACGCGGGCUCCCGCGUUUUGUUUUCUGAAUCUUUCUUGUCUCUCUGCUUUUAACGGCGGGUGGACGUGGCCCGGUUUUCUGAUUCUUCUUUUGCAUUUUCUUCAUUUUGUGCGUGCACGCAAUUCCGGAAGGAGAAGUGAGUAGUUAACUGUGGUUUCAAAUCGAAGUCCGAGCUCUGGCUGCCAGAGAAGCCGGAGCUCGGACUUCGAGAUAAUAAUCGAGUGGUUGCCAGGGAAGGAAGCUGGAGUUUGGAGACAUAUUUCAAGAUACGAAUUUUUUUACGAGUUUUGGAGCCUUGUGUCCUUAAGAACUUACUUCGAUUUCAUCGAACAUGAUAUCAUAAAAAUUAAAGACGAGUGUGAUCUUAUUAAAUUGCUCCAAAUAUUGAAUGAAUUCAAAGUCGAUAUAUUACCACUUCAAGUUAGAUUAACAGUAUAUAAAUUAAUCUUGAUUGAGUACUGUUUAAAUAACCAAAGGGAUGCUUAUAAAAAUAGACACAAAUUGUUAACAUUAGCAAUUUAUUUACGAAUUAAAGGAAAUAAUAGUAGACUUCGUAUAUAAAAUGCCAUAAUAAGGGAAACUUUUUAAAAUUAAUAGCUAAAAAGGUACUUGAGAGUUUGUGAAUGUUUUGGAUAAAGUGACUAUACAAUUCAAAGAUUGUUUUAAAUUAUGGAGACUGUUUUUGCUGUAAAUGAUCAAAUCCAAGCGUUGUUGCAACGAAGUGUUCUUUGGUCUGUGGUCGAAUUUUUCGAUAAUUUAGAAGAAUCAGCUGCUAUCGAGGUAAUACCAACAAUAUGGAUCACAAUUAUCAACAAUGAAAUAACGUGCAAAUGGCCUGACAAAAAUCCUCGGAAAGCUAUAAAAAAAUGUGCAGCCGCAAAAAGUUCUUGGAAAAUAUAUAAAAUUAAAACUAUAUUACUUCAAACUGAUACAUACAAGUCUGCUUUGGAAUUUGCAAUUAAAAAAACUCAAACCUAUACUGAUAUAUCCGUUCCAGAAGUUCAAAAAAAAAGGAAACCAAAAAGAAAAAACCUAGAUGAUUAUAUGACCACUGAGCUUAGUGACAAUUCUGAAAGCCAACGAAUGACACCUCCUCCAAAACUUCCAACACUAUGUGAUUCCGCAAUAGAUCGUGGAAAUGUAUUUCCGAAGAAUGAUACAAACAUUGCUCCAACUGACAAGACAAUAAAUGAUAAUGACUUUCACGAUAACGAUAAAGAAAAUCAAAGUCCGAACGAGAUUGAAACUAACAAUUUGGAUUGUUUAAAUGACAAUGAGGAUCUUGAAUCCUAUCAUAGGAUUGGGAAUGCGUCACAGGAAACCAUGUUUACACCAAAUUUCGUACGCAACAUUUUAUUUGAAGAUUUACCAUCAGGAAACGUAUUUUUAUUUACUAGGAGGGGAUUCACCCCAAAACCAAAUAAAAAAUUCAUUGGAAAAAAUUUUCACAAACAAAUUAGGGAUGAAAUGUUCGUGGAAAGGGCAAAAAGGGAACUUUGCAGUAAACAUGUUAAUUAUAAUGGAGAUAAUAAAAUGUGCUACUCGAAAACAUUUUCCGAAUUUAACGGACAAACAGAUGCAAAACUACGUAUCCGCAUGGCUAAAGCAAAAGUACAACCGGAAUAAAAACUUUGACAUGCCACAAAAAGUGCUUUGUGAAAGUGUCGAUAUAGUGCGACAAACAAAUUCACGCAAAGUAUUUGGUAUACCUUUAUACAAGUUGGACUGCGGUGAUGGCAAAGUACCACUCGUAGUAGAUCGAUUGAUCACAAUUAUCGAGAUGCAUGGUCUCUAUACCGAGG